CAGGCUCGAGCUGCCAAUUAAGCAGCGGACUUUCUUGUGAACGAAUCGCAGCAUCGCCUCGAGUGACACCGCGUUCGCGACAUCGAGCUCUUCUACGGAUGUAUCGUUGUCGUCGAUCAUCGUCGUCAACGUCGUCGUCAACUUUGCCCUGCUCAUCGUCGUCACGAUCAUUCGGUCGCUUAUUCCGUUUAUAUAAAUGGAGAACCGACAUCGCGAUAUCGUAUACAUAUCGUGCCCUCGCGAUCUCCCUCAAAGUUCACGUGUUGCCUAAUGAACAUACGUGACGAGGGAGACAGACUGGCGUAAAGAUGCUCCGGAAAAAUCAGUGAUGGAAAGAGAGAGAGAGAGAGACUUCUCGGAGCAGAAAGGGACGGUGUGAUCAGUAAUACAUAGUGUCAGUCCAUCUCUCUCGCUCCGGUCGCGUCAGCACUGUUCACCCACCCUCCUUACCUACCUAUCCACCCACUUCGUCCUCUCUCUCUCUCUCUCUUCGUCUAACACCUCAACCAUUCUCGCUCCUUCUCACCCUCCCCUCCCUCUCUCUCUCGCACCUCCCCUGCUCCGCUACUUCUCGCGCAGUCGUUUUCCCCUUCGGAGCUCGCGUCAGAAAACCGUCGAAAGACCGUCGUCCUUGCGUAUACGCGACGCUCGCGCGGAGUCGUGGAGGUGCGCACCGCGCGAGACAGAAAGGGAGACGACGACACGGAAUUUUUACGUGUCAUGCCCCACCACACACCGGCCUUCCGUGGAUUUUCGCGUAGUAGGUCUCUUUCUGUUAUGGCGUAGCCAGUAACCCUCUCUCAUUCGCUCCUCCCCGUUUGAUGUUUCUCGCGCUCUGCCUCUGCUCUACGGCUCUUCGCGAACGCCACCAACAGCUGUUUCGUCCGAUCGUCGCCCUCUCGUGUGGUUCGCGUUUCGCUGUGAACGAAAGACAGAGAGAGAGAGAGAGAGAGGGGCUGGAGGAGAGGGGGCGGAUCGAGCGUCAGAGGGUGAAGAAAGAGACGAAGACGAGUAGGUGCGAGAAGGAGAGAGAAAGAGAACGGUGACCCUCUGUCUGUCUGUCUCUAUAUACCGUGCGCAUGGGAUUUUUUCUUCCGUCGUCGAUGACCUCAACGUCACGCACAGCGAACGAGAACUCUCUCGAUCAACCUAAUAACGAGUGCGGUAACACGAAAGACAUCGUCCUCCCCGUCGUCGUAAUUGUCAUCGUCGUCGUCGCCGUGGUCAUCAUUGUCGUUGUGUACAGGGGCGUACGCGAGGUUUCACAUCUCGUGUGUGUAAUCGCGCGAAUUCCGUUAGAGAGUAAAACGGUUGCGGAGCGUGUGUGUGUGUAAAAUAAAAUCGCAAGCACUGUCAAUUACUUAAUACCAAGAGGGUGACAACUUUGCAUACCUUAACGCUUAGGUGAAUAUUCGUGAUUUGCUAGUCUUGUGACAUUCACAAGAUCGGCAAGCAGGAUGUCAGUAUUGAAUCAAAGCGGCGACGAUGCGGUGGAGUGCCCGUUGUGUAUGGAACCGCUGGAGGUGGACGAUCUGAAUUUCUUCCCCUGCACCUGCGGGUAUCAGAUAUGCCGUUUUUGUUGGCACAGAAUCCGUACCGACGAGAACGGCCUGUGUCCCGCGUGUCGGAAGGCCUAUUCUGAAAAUCCGGCUGAUUUUAAACCCCUCACCAAGGAAGAAUUGUCAAGGAUAAAAGCUGAGAAAAGGCUAAAGGAUCAGCAACGGAAGCAGAAAGUUAUGGAAAAUCGGAAGCAUCUAGCAAACGUGAGAGUAGUACAAAAAAAUUUAGUGUUUGUAGUAGGAUUACCAUUGCGACUGGCAGAUCCGGAUGUUUUAAAGAGACACGAUUAUUUUGGAAAAUUUGGGAAGAUACACAAAGUUGUAAUUAACCAGAGUACUUCCUACGCAGGGUCUCAAGGCCCCAGUGCUUCGGCUUAUGUUACUUACCAACGUCAAGAGGAUGCGCUACGUGCUAUAGAGGCUGUGAAUAACAUUAUUAUGGAUGGACGGACAAUAAAGACAUCAUUGGGAACGACCAAGUACUGUUCGCAUUUUAUGCGUAACCAAGCCUGUCCGAAGCCGGAUUGCAUGUACCUGCACGAUCUCGGGGACCAGGAGGCAUCGUUCACGAAGGAGGAGAUGCAUAUGGGGAAGCAUCAGGAGUACGAGCGCAAGCUCGUGCAAUCGUUGCAUGCACAUGCAUCUUCGGUACAACGGAAGCCGACGCCGUCGCCACCUGUAACCGGCAGUAUUGUUAGGGAAAGCGGAACCGUGAAUUCACAGACCAAGGAAGCAUGGCCGUCGUUGCAGCCGGGACAAACGAACAACACACAAACCAGUUGCAAGGAAGUAUCGCCACCUGUGCAAACAGCCCCGCAGCACAGCAACAACGUGGGGAACGCGAGCGGCGGCGGUGGUGGUGCGUUAGUUCAACAAGGUCACAUACCCCCCGGGGUUGUGAGCGCGCAGCAUCAACAGAACAACAACAAUAAGGGUGAAAGUGGUGUUGUCGGUGUACGGCGGGGUAAGAAUAACAGCAGCGAGAGCAAAGCGCAGGCGGCACGGAACAAGCACAAAAAUUGUCAGAACAAGGAGAAGCAUUGUGGUGGUGGUACACGUACGACGUUGCGAACCGAAUCGAGCUCGGCCGGCGGCGGCGGCGCAACGCAAAACAGUAGUAGUUCGCAAAUUAACGGGCAGAAGGACAUAAGAAACUUUUCCGCCGAUACGAACAGUGAAAUGUUGCAAAAAUUGGGUAACAAGUGUAAAUUGGAGCACCAACAGCAGCAGUCGUCGUCACAACAGCAACAACAACAACAAAUUAGCAAAACAUCAAAAUUAGUUCAACAGUCGCACGAGGUUAAAAUAAACGGUGUGUUACAAAACGGGGAUCGUCGGCACUCGGACAGUGAGACGGAUCAGCAGCGCGAAGGUAGCACACCGGCCAGCACGAUCUCGAGCACGGAAGACUCGAACCUAAACCACCAAGCCGAACAUUUGGCUGAAUCGAGCGAGGAGAACAAUGGCGCUGUUCUUUUGGGUACGUCUCCAGCUAGCACAAAUUCAUCGCAAGGUGCCAAUCAACCACCACCGCCGGGGCUGCAUAAUGGAUCUCAGAUUCAACACAACCACCGAUCGAUCUUUCAGGCGGACAAUAACAGUUUCUUCAGUUCGAAUAGCUUUCAGAAAAUUUCUACCACCACCUCAAUGCCACCUAACUCCCUCUCAGCGAACACAAAUCUGGAUUGGACGAGCACGGGAGUGGCUGCGAUACCAGACUCAUUACCGUCGGUCCAUUCCAGCGAAGAUUGGCAGGCGGCUUUCGGCUUUCAGACCGAGUCUUCUCGAACCAACCAUAUUAUACCGAAGUCCAGCCCCUCCGACUCGCCCAGAGUAACAUUCAAUUCUGAAGGUUUUGUAGACGAGGAGGUUUACAUUACCGCACCGUACACGACCACGCUCACAGAAUCAUCCGGUACCUUCAGCAAUAUGAUAGUAAAUUCACCCGCGUCUAAAUUCAUGGCGGACUUUCAACAAAAUUCAUUACAACAAAGGCUUACUAUGCAGGCACAGCAAAAUCAAGAAAAUUGCGAAUAUAUAAAGCAGAAUGGACACGCUACGUUGGAGGAGGUCCGGAAUCACCAUGAUGCGGGUUCAGACGUGAAAGCGGACGACGAUUUAGGAUUCGAUCCUUUUCACGAGACGCAGAAAGCAUUAGCCGAACUUAUGGAGAACGAGAUGCAGAUACAACAGCAGAGGAUAUUCCAGCAGCAGCAGCAACAGCAGCAGCAACAGAGAGAACGGGAAGAGCAGAAUAGAGUGCAACACCAGACCUUUGCGACUCUCAACCAACAACACUUUCCACAAGUUGCGCAUAUAGCACACUUGCAGCAACAGGCCCAGCAUUUGCAAAAUCUACAGAUGCUUCAGUCGCAUUCCCUCCUGUCUCGUCUUCCACAGAACCUGUUACCAAGCGGCGGCGCGCAGAGCCCCGCUCAGAGCACAGUGACGGCUGCCAGUCUCGGACAACGCAGCCGCCUUCCACCACCGGGUUUCCCUGGAUCCACGCCAAAUCACAUGAACUCAUUCGGACUCGGCAUACCGCGGCCGGCUCCAACGAAUAAUACUCUCUCGGGAGCACAACCGCCACAGCAGAAUGCAUACCUUCCCAACGGGAGCCCGCUCAUCAAUACGCAAAGUAUCGGCAAGUGUGCGGGUGACACGGUGUAUACUCUAAAAGAAUGGUGCGACAUCAACAAUCAGCAACAGCAACAGCAACAGCAAUUCCAUCACCAGGCGUUGCACCAGAAAGGAGGAUGGAAUAAUUUUGGACCGAUCGCAGACUGGACCUCGAUUGAUCCGGCCAUAGUUAGUUCGUCUAGACCUCUUCCAUUCCAGACUACUAGCACAUGGCAGUUUUCUCAUAUUCAUCCUUCUCACACCGUAACUCACAAUGCGCAACAGGAACAGAAUGCAUCCGCUCAACAUUGGGCGAUGCAACCACCUCCCGGCUUCGCUGCACCGACGAGCACGGGACAACUGAGUAAUCCGCAACCGAGCACAACCGCACAGCCGCACACUAAGCUCAUCUCCACAGGAUCGGAAAUCGAGAGUAAGUUGGUCGCGAUAAAGCUCCGUGCAAACUGAAAAAUAUUACAAUGCUGCCGCGGUAUCGAAAUAUAUAUAGGGCGUCUAUGAUAUUGCAGACCUUUAAAUCUUAUGCGAGGGUGAACGAGUGGCGAGUCAUAAAAGUGUUUCUCCGGACGUGGCAAGAUCAAAUAUCCAGCUAAUGAGAGAGAGAGAGAGAGAGAGAGAGAGAGCGAAAAGAGAACGAAAAGAAAGAAUGAAAGACAAAGAAACAUGAUGAAAAAGCGAGAAGAGUCGAUUACGUACGUUUUCCUCUAACACAUGUCCGUGUCUCAUAUUUUAUUCUUAAUCCAUUUUGAGUUUACUCUCGACUCUCUGAGGCGAAAAAAAAGUGUCGGAAUACAAGUUCGCGCAUAUGAAAUGUAACGAGAUAUUUAUGCGUUAAUACACUUCUCACUUCGAUAUUUCUCCGAACUGUAGCAAGAUUUAUUCGUUUUCUAUUUCAAAGUCCGGCCCUAACAUUGUAACGAGAAACGGAAGUUCGUGUCGAUUCCGAGAAAUGCAUUGACGAGAACCGAUACUCGGCCAAUGAAACUUUUUGAUAGGAAGACGAUCGUAAAAUUCAAAAACUCUCUACGCGUUUCCUUCGGAUGAUAAUCAUCAUCAGGAUUCUGUUUUCGUUCGUGACUCAUUCGAACGGAAAAGUAUCCUUCGUUUGCGAAUAUUCGACAUUAAGACAUUCAGAGGGAAAAAUAAAAUCGGCGGAGGCGAAACCUAACGAAACUUCGAUGUCUGUUGAUUGUUUGUAUUAUUUAAAGCUAUCACACACACAUACACACACACACACACACACACACACACAUGUGAUGAAGAAUGCGUAUUUUAAUCUGCAGAAAAGGUUUUAUUCUGAUUAAUUCGAAGGCAGACAAAGAAAAUUCAUCGUCAGGACUGGUUACUUUCCCCUGUCCGAUAAUACGAUAUGCGUCAUGCACAUUAUUCUGCUGUUUUACAGUAGCACCUUUGCGAACCCGAAUGUCGCUGAGAAACAUAUACUGGCAUGUUUUAUGUGUUUUAUGCGGUAAUUUUUAAAUAGUCUCGAAAUUCUUUUAUCGUUGAUUUUAGGACGAUGAGUCAACAAUAUCAAUAAUGUUAUAUUGAAGAAGAAAAACGGCGUGUUUUUUUCCUGUUCUGCGCACAUAAUUCUUUUCUGCUCGACGGUGUCAUUUCGUCAUAUCGUAUUACGACACUUUAAGUCUCUAAUUCGCUACACAAAGUGAAUAGAGAUUAGCUUAAGAAUUGGUAAACUUGGUUUCGACAAUUGUUUCGUCGAAGAAGGCAAAUGAUAAUAUCGAAUUGUAUCGUGAACGGAUCGGGCGCGGGUCGAGUUUCGAAUUUUAAAGACUUCUGUACUCACAUUACAUGGGAAUAGCGAUACCUUUUCGAUUUCUCGACAACAGGCUAGCGAUGUUGUACGUCUAGAAAACCACAGAUGGCUGUCUAACGUAUUAACAUAGCCUCAUACAAGACACAUACACACACACACACACACACUACAUACCCAUGCAUACAAAUAUACAUCCGCGCGCGAGCGCACACAUACAUAUACACGAGUAUAUACAUUCACACAUUACAAUGUAUUUUAUUUACGCGAACUGAAAUGAGAAAGAAAAAAAAA
This is a messenger RNA of Dinoponera quadriceps, 6261 nucleotides long. It is a transcript of the gene Cnot4, whose product is annotated as alpha-protein kinase 1. Gene Ontology annotation, cellular component: CCR4-NOT complex. The coding region runs from base 1458 to 4646 and encodes 1062 amino acids. Gene Ontology annotation, biological process: protein ubiquitination. The transcript has 15 exons. Gene Ontology annotation, molecular function: metal ion binding; RNA binding; ubiquitin-protein transferase activity. Lineage: Eukaryota; Metazoa; Arthropoda; Insecta; Hymenoptera; Formicidae. The record is from RefSeq and is a predicted model, not a curated record.